Choloepus didactylus (southern two-toed sloth) is the source of this 5622-nucleotide messenger RNA. RefSeq names its product phospholipase C beta 3 (gene PLCB3). The record is from RefSeq and is a predicted model, not a curated record. Gene Ontology annotation, biological process: phosphatidylinositol-mediated signaling; lipid catabolic process. NCBI's taxonomy places the organism in Eukaryota, Metazoa, Chordata, Mammalia, Pilosa, Megalonychidae. The coding region runs from base 124 to 3753 and encodes 1209 amino acids. Gene Ontology annotation, molecular function: calcium ion binding; phosphatidylinositol-4,5-bisphosphate phospholipase C activity; calmodulin binding. The transcript is spliced from 31 exons.
CGCCGUCGGUCCCCGCCCCAGCCCCGGCCCGGCCAUGGCGGGCGCCAGGCCCGGCGUCCACGCGCUGCAGCUGGAGCCGCCCACCGUGGUGGAGACCCUGCGGCGCGGGAGUAAGUUCAUCAAAUGGGACGAGGAGGCUUCCAGUCGGAACCUGGUGACCCUGCGCGUGGACCCCAAUGGCUUCUUCCUGUACUGGACAGGACCCAACAUGUCCCUCAGCCCCACCCCAGCAUCUGGUUUCCCCAGGAGGUGGACACGCUGGACAUCAGUUCCAUCAGGGACACACGGACGGGCCGCUACGCCCGCCUGCCCAAGGACCCCAAAAUCCGGGAGGUGCUGGGCUUUGGGGGCCCCGACGCCCGGCUGGAGGAGAAGCUGAUGACGGUGGUGGCCGGGCCAGACCCAGUGAACACAACAUUCUUGAACUUCAUGGCCGUGCAGGAUGACACGGCCAAGGUCUGGACCGAGGAGCUGUUCAAGCUGGCUAUGAACAUCCUGGCUCAGAAUGCCUCCCGGAACACCUUCUUACGCAAAGCAUACACGAAGCUGAAGCUGCAAGUGAAUCAGGACGGGCGGAUCCCAGUCAAGAACAUCCUAAAGAUGUUCUCGGCUGACAAGAAGCGGGUAGAGACCGCGCUGGAGUCCUGUGGCCUCAAGUUCAAUCGGAGUGAGUCCAUCCGGCCUGACGAGUUUUCCUUGGAGAUCUUUGAGCGGUUUCUGAACAAGCUGUGUCUGCGGCCGGACAUUGACAAGAUCCUGCUGGAGAUAGGCGCCAAGGGCAAGCCUUACCUGACGCUGGAGCAGCUCAUGGACUUUAUCAACCAGAAGCAACGCGACCCGAGGCUCAACGAGGUGCUGUACCCGCCCCUGCGGCCCUCCCAGGCCCGGCAGCUCAUCGAGAAGUACGAGCCCAACCAGCAGUUCCUGGAGCGAGACCAGAUGUCCCUGGACGGCUUCAGCCGCUACCUGGGUGGGGAGGAGAACUGCAUCCUGCCCCUGGAGGCCCUGGACCUGAGUGCGGACAUGACGCAGCCGCUGAGUGCCUACUUCAUCAACUCCUCGCACAACACCUAUCUCACCGCGGGGCAGCUGGCCGGGACCUCCUCGGUGGAGAUAUACCGGCAGGUGCUGCUGUGGGGCUGCCGCUGCGUGGAGCUGGAUGUGUGGAAGGGCCGGCCGCCCGAGGAGGAGCCCUUCAUCACCCACGGCUUCACCAUGACCACCGAGGUGCCUCUGCGGGAUGUGCUCGAGGCCAUCGCCGAGUCCGCCUUCAAGACCUCCCCCUACCCCGUCAUCCUCUCCUUCGAGAACCACGUGGACUCGGCGAAGCAGCAGGCCAAGAUGGCCGAGUACUGCCGCUCCAUCUUUGGGGACGCGCUGCUCAUCGACCCGCUGGACAAGUACCCACUGGCCCCGGGCGUCCCCCUGCCCAGCCCCCAGGACCUGAUGGGCCGCAUCCUGGUGAAGAACAAGAAGCGGCACCGGCCCAGCACCGGUGUCCCUGACAGCUCGGUGCGCAAGCGGCCGCUGGAGCACAGCAAUUCAGCACUGAGCGAGAGCUCCGCCGCCACCACCGAGCCCUCCUCGCCCCAGCUCGGGUCCCCCAGCUCAGACAGCUGCCCAGGCCUGAGCAAUGGGGAGGAGGCGGGGCCCGAGAAGGCUGCCCUGGAGCCUCGGAAGUCUCUGGGUGGGGGCCCCGAUGUGCUUGGGCCUGCCAACCCCGAGGAUGAGGAGGAAGACGAGGAAGAGGAGGAACAGGACCCCAAAAAGUCAACCACGGAUGAGGGCACCGCCAGCAGUGAGGUCAAUGCCACUGAGGAAAUGUCGACGCUUGUCAACUAUACUGAGCCUGUGAAGUUCAAGUCCUUCGAGGCUGCUCGAAAGAGGAACAAAUGCUUCGAGAUGUCAUCCUUCGUGGAGACCAAGGCCCUGGAGCAACUGACCAAGAGCCCCAUGGAGUUUGUAGAAUACAACAAGCAGCAGCUGAGCCGCAUCUACCCCAAGGGCACCCGCGUGGACUCAUCCAACUACAUGCCCCAGCUCUUCUGGAACGUGGGCUGCCAGCUCGUUGCGCUCAACUUCCAGACCCUGGAUGUGCCGAUGCAGCUCAACGCAGGUGUGUUCGAGUACAACGGGCGCAGCGGGUACCUGCUCAAGCCUGAGUUCAUGCGGCGGGCAGACAAGUCCUUUGACCCCUUCACCGAGGUCAUCGUGGACGGCAUCGUGGCCAACGCCUUGAGGGUCAAGGUGAUCUCGGGGCAGUUCCUGUCCGACAGGAAGGUGGGCAUCUACGUGGAGGUGGAUAUGUUUGGCCUCCCCGUGGACACGCGGCGCAAGUACCGCACGCGGACCUCGCAGGGCAACUCGUUCAACCCCGUGUGGGAUGAGGAUCCCUUCGACUUCCCCAAGGUGGUGCUGCCCACGUUGGCGUCACUCCGCAUCGCAGCCUUUGAGGAGGGCGGCAAAUUCGUAGGGCACCGGGUCCUGCCUGUCUCUGCCAUCCGCUCAGGGUACCACUAUGUCUGCCUGCGGAAUGAGGCCAACCAGCCGCUGUGCCUGCCGGCCCUGCUCAUCUACACGGAAGCCUCCGACUACAUCCCCGAUGACCACCAGGACUAUGCAGAAGCCCUGAUCAACCCCAUCAAGCAUGUCAGCCUGAUGGACCAGAGGGCCAAGCAACUGGCUGCCCUCAUUGGGGAGAGUGAGGCCCAGGCUGGCCCAGAGACAUCCCAGGAGGCCCAGUCUCAGCAUCUGGGGUCCCAGCUGUCCCCAAGCCCCACACCCAGCCCACUGGAUACCUCUCCCCGCCGGCCCCUAGGUCCUACCCCCUCCUCCAGCAGCCCGUCCCUCAGCAGCCCAGGACAGCGGGACGAUCUCAUCGCCAGCAUCCUCUCAGAGGUGGUCCCGACCCCACUGGAUGAGCUCCAAGGCCACAAGGUGCUGGCGAAGCUUCAGAGCCGGCAGGAGCGAGACCUGCGGGAGCUGCGCAAGAAGCAUCAGCGGAAAGCGGUGGCCCUCACCCGCCGCUUGCUCGACAGCCUGGCCCAGGCCCGGGCCGAGGGCAGGCGCCGGUCAGCUGUCCCGGGUGGGGCCGCUGACAUGGAGGAAGACAAGGGGGAGGAAGAGGAAGAAAAGCGGUAUCAAGAUUUCCAGAAGCAACAGUUGCAGAGUCUGCUGGAGCUGCGGGAGGCCCAGGUGGACACAGAGGCCGAGCGGAGGCUGGAGCACCUGAAACAGGCUCAGCACCGGCUCAGGGAGAUUGUCCUGGAGGCACACACCACUCAGACCAAGAGGCUGAAGGAGACAAAUGAGAGGGAGAAGAAGGAGCUGCAGAAGAUCCUGGACAGGAAGCGCCACAACAGUAUCUCGGAGGCCAAAACAAGGGAGAAGCAUAAGAAGGAAGCGGAACUGACAGAGAUCAACCGUCGGCACAUCACGGAGUCGGUCAACUCCAUCCGCCGGCUGGAGGAGGCCCAGAAGCAGCGACAUGACCGCCUUGUGGCUGGACAGCAGCAGGUCCUACAGCAGCUGGCAGAAGAGGAACCCAAGCUGCUGGCCAAGCUGGUCCAGGAGUGUCAGGAGCAGCGGGCGAGGCUGCCCCAGGAGAUCCGCUGCAGCCUGCUGGGCGAGACGCCAGAGGGGCUGGGGGACGGGCCCCGGGUGGCCUGUGCCAGCAACGGUCAUGCACCUGGGAGCAGCGGGCACCUGUCCGGCGCUGACUCGGAGAGCCAGGAGGAGAACACGCAGCUCUGAGCUGGCUGGGCAAGAGGUUGCCAGGGCGGGCACCAGGAGGAAGGCAGGAGGCUAAGACACUAAUUUCUUUUUUUAACUUUUGAAUCUUUAGAAAUUUUAUUUUUUUAAACCUGGGGUGAGUACCCCACCCUAACUCCUUUUGCCCUCCUAGGCCCCUGUCGGUCCCCGGACCCUGCUUUCUGCCCUCAGUCCUAGGGAAGGUGCUGGGUCACCUCAGGCCAGAGGGCCUGGGCCAGGGGCGUGGCACCCCCGCCCAGAGAGGCAGCUGUCUACCCCCACCUCCUCCGGGCACACUGGGUGGGGAUCUUUGAGCUUUGGGAAGUAGGGGUCACUUUCUCUAUUCUUGGGGAUUUUUUUUUUUUACAUGAAUAAAAAUGGCUUUCAGGGACCCCCGUGUGCAGUGUGGUUUGGGGUGGGGCAGGGCUGGAGAGGACUCUGGAGUGUAGAUGUGGCUCUUGGGGGGCUGAGGUUCCUCCUCUAUAAAAUGGGUUCAUGGGCAUUUGGUGGGGUUGUGGUCAGGUCCCCAGGGAAGGGGUAGUGUCUGUAUCUUCAGGCUUCCUUGCCCAGGGCCUGCAAAUCCUCCCAGAGACCCCCCUGCCUGCCACCUUUGCCCGUUUCCACCCGUUGCCCUUCCCAGAGGCUCAGGCCUCUGUCCAGGAAGCUUUCCCUGCCCCCUCCUCCCUUCCUGCUGCCUGAUAGGACCAAGAGCCCAGCAUCUUCCGCCAGGCCGGCUCGGGCCCCACACGGGCCGUGGAUUCUGCUUGGGGGAUGGACUGGCUGGAGGUGGGGGGAGUGGAGUGGGCGGCUCAGAAGCUGCCCAGCACCAGGGACCCAGGCUCUCAGCUGUGGGUGGGAAGUGGGCCUGGCUGUGACCCCUGGGAAAAGGGGAGCUGACGUCACAGGCACUGGCAGGGGCCUGGGGACCCAGCGUCCCUCUCGUCCCUGUGAAGGAGAUAUUAUACCUGUUUUACAGAUGAGGAAACAGGCUCAGAGCGGAAGUCGUGUGUUCCAGGCCACAGCUAAGUCAAGACGUGCUGACCUGGAGGCUCAGGGUGGACCUGGACUCUCCACAGCAUGCUGUCUGCGGCCGGCCUGGAGGACUUGCCCCCUGUGUCCCGCCCCCGCCACGGGAACAGCGUGGAGUGGCAGGAGCCCGCAGCGAGGGUGCGGCCGGGUGCUGCGGCAGGGUCAGGCUGCCACUUCUUCAAGGCCUCUCCCAGCUUCCUGGCGCUUCCGGGCUGCCGGCCUCCCUCCUCCAGAGGAAGACAGCCUCUUAUCUGGAACUUAUCUCCUGUCAACUAAGUGUUUUCUGUCCUUUGUUUUUGCUGCAGCCUGAGGCAAACAGAUGGGAUGGGGCAGCCGGAGACAGGGGGCCUGUCCUAUCCCAAAGUCUGCCCACUUGCCUGUAGCCUCUGGCCAGGCUCCUCUGCUGCCAACUGCUGUCUUCCCAGUUUGCCUCUAGUUAAAAGGAUACCACUUGAUCAUGUCAGUUCUAGGAGCCUCAAAGACUAGGCCAAAAUCUGGAUUCCCGGAUGUGACACUGGGGCCCCGGCAAGAGCCUGUCCCUGCCACUACCCCCAUCCUCCUCUGGCCCCACACUUCACCCAUCUGUAGUUUUGACUUCUAGAUCUGACCCACCCUCUCUGGAAGCUCUCCUUUACUUCCUCCUGCGGGAGGGAGCCGCCCUCACCCCGGUUCUGGGUCCCCCUGCAGAGUACUCUGCUGGGGGGCGGCAGCACCAUUCUGAGAGGCGGGCUGUCCCCUGGACAGGAAACCACAGCAGGGGCUGGGGCAUGAUUCAUUUCUGUUCACCCGGUACUGCACCGGCCUGAUCUAGAGGGGGCGCCAAUAAAUCUUUCUGGAAAUGAG